AUGGCUGCAGUAAAUCCUGGAGGAUUCCAUUGUUGGAUCUGUCAUCGAAAAUUGGAAACCCUCCGCGAUGAGCUUCAAUUGAAAAAUGAGCUUGUUUUUGGGGACGGUGCUGGCGCUGCUGGUCGUGAUAGACUGCGCAGUGGCCCCAAUAUCCUGCGCGAUACAAUCUACCUCGAUGGCGGUGAGCUAUGGUAUCAGAAAGGAUUUGACGAUGGUUGUGUCGAGCCCCAGCCAGAUAACAAUUUGGAGGCCACCAUUUAUUACCUGAACCUCACUACUUCUUUCAACACUACAUCAGAUUUUAUGAAACUCCUCAGCAACAUGUCUGUCGCCGGCGGUGCUUCUAGCAUAGCUCCGAAUUACGUUGAUGGCACGAUGUUUGCCAACGACAACGAGUUCUAUCUCUAUGGAGGCAUGCUUCCUAAUACCGAUAGCUCUGCUCCUCCGCCUUCUAACCAAGUCCUGUCAUAUGCCGCCCAUCAGUAUGGCGCCUAUAGAAGCUCGUGGGCACCCAACUGGCAACAAGAAUACCUUUCCACCAAUGUCACGCGAUAUAUAACCAAUGGCGCUGCCGCAUCUGCGCCAAGCGAGAAUUUGGGCUUUUACUUCAGUGGGAUGCGCGCGGCGGACUGGGGCGACUUCACUUUAAACCAGCUUCAAUCCAACCAAACGGCCGACACGCUAAUCACCCUUGACAUGUCAACGAUGAGCGACGGGAAGUGGACAAACGACACACUGCCAAGCUACAUCCCUGCUCGUUCUAGGGCGGAACUGGUCUGGGUACCUAUAUCUGAGUCUGGGGUUUUAGUGGCCAUUGGAGGAGUGAUUGAACCCAUUGAGUUUUUUCGGAAUGCCAAAGCAAACUCAACCCGGACGGCAGAGAGCAAAAGGAUUAGCCCGACGUUCAUGGAGACGGUCUCCGUUUUCGAUGUCGAGAGUAAGACCUGGUAUCUCCAGAACACGACGGGUGAUACACCGCCACAGCUGACGGAGUUCUGCUCUGUGCUUGCGAGUGCGGCUGAUGGGUCAUCCCAUAAUAUCUACAUCUAUGGAGGGUACGAUGGUCUGAACUAUAACGCCAAUCCAUCGGACGACGUGUACAUAUUGUCUCUGCCGUCCUUUAAGUGGGUCAAGGCAUACAAUGGUACAAACACACACAGUCGCAGCGGUCAUCAAUGCAUCAAAGUAUAUCCCGAUCAAAUGCUAGCGGUUGGAGGACAGCAUGUCGACUCAACUUAUUGCCUGGAGGGUGGCGUCAUUGUCAAUUUCAAUCUGAACACCUUGACCUUUGAGGAUGAAUAUGAUCCCACGACUUGGAGUAAGUAUAAAGUGCCAGAUCUCGUUACGACACUGAUAGGGGGCAACUCCAAUGGAAGUGCAACCAUCACCGCCCCAUCGUCAUGGACAAACAGCUCUCUAGCGGCGAUUUUUGGCAAGAAGUAUGGCAAGACUGUCGAGACAUAUUGGCCAUACAAUAGCACCAGCAGCGGUGACAGCGCCAGUGCCUCCGCGCAAAAAAGCAGCGGGGGCAGCGGAUUCCCCGGGUGGGCUGGUGGAGUAAUCGGUGCGGUCUUGGGUCUGCUCGUUAUUGCGCUCCUUAUCGGAUUCUUGUUUUAUCGCCGCCGUCACCGUAAACACGAGGUUUCGGAGGCUAAAUCCGAAGCCGCUGAGGCUCAACCUCAGAACCUUCCUCCGGAAUGGAUGUAUGCGAGCGGCCCAGCCGCACCUGGGCCCGGGCCAGUGUCUUCAUCGACGGGUAUGGAGACGGUGGAGACGGCGCGGACGACGCAGACCACAGGAACGCAGCCGUCAACAACACAGCCAUCGAUGACGCAGGCUUCAACUGUGCCAGAGUCCCUCAUCUCGCCUGUCACCCCUGGCACGGUUGAAUCCGGAGGAGAUGCGCUAUAUGAGAUGCAUGAUUCAUCACCUGUUGAGCUUCCAACGUCAUUCAACACCGCCUAUUAUGCUCACGACGAGCCUCCCAAGUCCGAACCCGAACGUGGGCCCAACCCCGAUCCGAGACGGGGCUCUCAGUCUCCUGUCUCACCGCAGACUCCUAGUGAGACGGGUUCGGAGUACUCGUAUCCAGCAGCCCACACCCGACGCCCAUCUUCACUCUCAUUGUCGUCACCACUGUCGAUUGAAAACGUGCUGAGCGGUCGAUCGUCCCAUUUCUAUGAAUCUUUCGAUAGUUUGGAUACCCGGCGACCAGGCCAUCGAUCUGAAGUUUCCCAGCCGACUGAUCAUUUGGAAUACAAGGGGCGGAAAGGAGGUACUGAGACGAUCCGGGAGGAUGAAUAG
Messenger RNA from Penicillium psychrosexuale, 2304 nucleotides. RefSeq lists its product as uncharacterized. Gene Ontology annotation, molecular function: protein binding. The record is from RefSeq and is a predicted model, not a curated record. The transcript has 7 exons. Bases 1 to 2304 code for a protein of 767 amino acids. NCBI's taxonomy places the organism in Eukaryota, Fungi, Ascomycota, Eurotiomycetes, Eurotiales, Aspergillaceae.